Messenger RNA from Osmerus eperlanus (European smelt), 1482 nucleotides. RefSeq names its product centrosomal protein 41 (gene cep41). Gene Ontology annotation, cellular component: ciliary basal body. The transcript has 11 exons. Gene Ontology annotation, biological process: cilium assembly; protein polyglutamylation. The coding region runs from base 62 to 1186 and encodes 374 amino acids. NCBI's taxonomy places the organism in Eukaryota, Metazoa, Chordata, Actinopteri, Osmeriformes, Osmeridae. The record is from RefSeq and is a predicted model, not a curated record.
AAUCAGCGCCAAGUUUGUUAAACUUGGCAAUCGAUGUUUUAUAAGUAUUCCGUUUGAAAAGAUGUCGUCCAAAAAGAGUAUUGGAAACACAGAGUACCUGAAAAGGAGAAUUCCACAGAACCCAAAAUAUCAACAUGUGAAAACCAGGCUGGAUACAGGAUGCAGCCUGACAAAGUACAUGGAGAGGCUGGAAGAAAUCAAGAAAAAUUACAGGUACAGAAAGGACGAACUCUUCAAAAGGCUAAAAGUGACAACAUUUGCACAGUUGGUUAUUCAAGUGGCAUCGGUAUCGGAAUUGAAUGAAAGUGUGAAUGAAGAUGAAACACCAAGGCUUGAAGACAAUAUGUCCGUGUUUUCGGAGCCUGAAAUAAAGCGCCUGUCUGAGAACACGGACGGUUCUCCCCUGCAGUACCCCACACCCGCACAUUUUCUUGACAACAGCAACAAUGCGGGGGAUGCUGGCUUUUCUCCAAGGUCGACGCUGCAAAGUGUUAUAAGUGGUGUGGGAGAACUGGACCUGGACAAGGAAGAUCAAAAGGUCAUUCUGACGCCCGUGUCCAGUCAUCGGGAAACAGACACACGCUACCCUGACUGUCCUUACCUGCUGCUGGAUGUGCGGGACAGAGAGCAGUACGACCAGUGCCACAUCAUCAGUGCAUACAGUUACCCCAUUGCCACCCUCUCAAGAACAAUGAAUCCUUACACUAGGGAAGUGUUGGAUUAUAAAAACGCCUCUGGAAAGAUCAUCAUAGUGUACGAUGAAGAUGAGAGGAUGGCCAGUCAGGUUGCCACCACCAUGUGUGAAAGAGGUUUUGAGAAUCUCUUCAUGCUGUCUGGAGGUCUCAAAGUGAUAGCUCAGAAGUUCCCUGUCGGAAUUACAACAGGCUCCAUUCCGGCCUCUUGCCUGCCGUCUCCCACAGGGACAGUGGUUGGCCGGAAGCGUUCCACGCCUCGCCAGGUCUUUCUGCCAGCAGAGAGGAAGUGGAGGUUCUCAUCUGACGACCUAGCUAAGAUUCAGCACUACCUGGAGGAAAUGCUUGUCCCGACGAAUCCCAACAGCCGUCUCAGCAGUCGCAUGUCGAGCAGCAGCACGCUGUCCAAAGCUUCUAGUGCUCGGAGUCGAAAGAGCUCUUCUUUAGCUAGCCCUGAAAGUGCAAGAUCCCAGAGCAGCAGACCCUGGAAAUAAAUGUAACACCCCCCCCCCCCCCCAGACGUCACUUCCCCCAAUCCACUAAAAAUACAAAUAAAGUCUACGGUAACACUUCACAUGAAGAGUUUUCAUAAGCAUGUACGACACCAUUAUGAACAUUCAUUACACCUUUGUGUGUGGAAUAUAUGUAUUUGGUAGUCAAUAACUAUUGUUUUUACUGUGUAGCAUACAUCUGAUAUGUUCUAGGGGAAGGUUUCUGGCAGUGUAUUCUGCCUGGCAACAAACAGACAAACGCAAUGAUACACUAUGUUGCAUAAUUCACUGGGGCUAAC